AUGCUUGUCCAGCUUGUCCUGGCCCUCCAGGCGUCGUUGGUCGUCGUGGAAGUCCUCCCACUGUCCGGCAAUUCGACGAGUCGCGCUACAACGCUCGUUGCAGGACUACCGGCUGAGCUGCCGCCACAGCCCACCAUUCCACUCUCACGCGGCGUACUCCUCGUCGCAGCCCUCGCACUCGCACUCGCCGCCUUGUUCUCCUCGCCCCACUCGACCAACCUCGGCAUCGCUCUCACAACUCUGUCUGCGCUUGUGAGCCAGUGCAUGACUCGAAGCUGGACCAGACUUGCCGCUAUCGUGCCCGCACUUGCCGUCCCAUCCGCCAAGAACAGCUCGCGACCGCUCUCGACUUUUGCCGCGGUUCCCUCGCCUCUUGCUUUUCCCGCGACAAUGGGAUCGUUCUCUUCCGCAGCUUCGCAGGGCCGCGACGACGGCGCCGAAAUCCUCGAUUCCCCUUCCGAAUGGCGCGCCGCGCUCUCCGCCCUCCCCUCCCUCGCCGACCUUCACGACGUCUUGCCCACGAUCUUCCUCGCACAUGGCUCGCCCAUGCUAAUCCACCCACCUCACCUCGCCAACGCACGAAGCGGACCGCUCCUCUCGAUUCAAGGACCCGAGGGACCGCUCGUGGCGUUCUUGAAGGACUUGGGACCGCUGUUGAUGGAGAAGUACACGCCAAGGGCGAUUGUGGUCCUUUCGGCGCAUUGGGAGACGGAAGGAGGAGGGGUCGUGACGGAUUACGGAGACAAGAACCCGUUGCUCUUCGACUACUACGGCUUUCCGAAGGAACUCUAUGAAGUCACCUUCAAGUCUCGCGGGGACAAAGCGAUCGCCCAGCGUGUCGUGCAAGUCUUGAAAGAAGGCGGUAUCGAGUCUGCGCGGCUGACGAACAAGCUUGAGCCGAGGGGAGAGGAUGGAAGGGGGUUCAUGGGUCCUGGACUCGACCAUGGCGUGUUCGUGCCGUUCAAGCUCAUGUUCAAGGACGAAGCGCCUGUCCCUAUCAUCCAGGUAUCCAUUCCCUCAGACUUGUCUCCUGCAACCCAGCACGCCCUCGGUGCCGCCCUCUCUCCCCUCCGCCGCGAAGGGAUCCUCCUCAUCGCCGGCGGCUUGACCGUUCACACUUUCCGUGACUUUGGGUCUUUCUCCCCCGCGGCUGCGGCGGAGAAGUACAGGGUCUGGGAGAAGGCGAUCGUGGACGCCGUUGCGGUCAAGGAUCCCAAAGCCCGCCACCGCGCCCUCUUCUCCCUCGUCCACCACCCCUCCUUCCGCUCCGCCCACCCACGCGAAGAACACUUCGUCCCGCUCUACGUCGCUCAGGGGGCGGGCGAGACGGGGAAUAUCGAGGGCAGGGAGGGGGCGAGAGUCGUGUGUGGAUUGUGGGGGAGCAAGACAGUUGUAUUUGGGGUGUAG
This is a messenger RNA of Rhodotorula toruloides NP11, 1407 nucleotides long. RefSeq names its product aromatic ring-opening dioxygenase. Bases 1 to 1407 code for a protein of 468 amino acids. The transcript has 7 exons. Gene Ontology annotation, molecular function: ferrous iron binding; zinc ion binding; oxidoreductase activity, acting on single donors with incorporation of molecular oxygen. Lineage: Eukaryota; Fungi; Basidiomycota; Microbotryomycetes; Sporidiobolales; Sporidiobolaceae. The record is from RefSeq and is a predicted model, not a curated record.